CGCGCCUCUCUCUCAAUCCUCUCUAAACCCUCGUCCUCACGACACCUCUCUCUCAAUCCUCUCUAAACCCUUAUUUCGAGUCUCACAUUCAAAUCUCAAAGAUUCACCGAUUUCGAAGCUCCACUUCCACCACCAUCUGCACCGGCGAGGUAGCGAGAUUCACCGAUUCACCUAUUUCACAAAUUCACCGAUUCAAAUCUCACAGAUUCACUGAUUUCAGAUCAAUCUGCAUCGCCACCGCGAUUUCAAUUCAGAUAGGUCUGCACUGCCACCCCGAUUUCGAUUCUCUCUCAGAGAUUCAUCUUUGAUUUCAUCUCAGAGCGAUUUCGAUUUCUCUCUCUCUUGAUUUCAAAGCUCCACCGCCACCACCAUCUAUGCAAGCUUCCAUGGCUUAGCACCUCAUCUCCUUAUCUCUUCCACUUUGUAUAUACAUAUAUAUAUAUGUACAUUUAUCGAUUCUCUCAUGUACAUACACGUAUCUGUAUAGACACCGAUCGAUAAUGGAGUAGAGCUUCUUCUAUUUGAUCUAUUUUCUACACUGCCCAGGCCUCGCCGAGACAUUCCUCGACGUUUUGCUCUCUUCAGUCCCGAUUUGGCUCACUGUCAUGAUCGGCCUUGUUAUUGGUUGAUCCUGGCACCCUAGGUGGACCGGUCUGCUCUAUCUCGGUCUCCGCUCCGAGCUCCAGUUCGCCUGGACCACGCCACCGGGGUUCGGGGCUUGGAGGUUCUGGCUCGCCUUCAUGGCAUUUUCGGUUGGUCGGAGACUUUGGUCCAGGUUCAUUUGGAAGGGAAAGGACGGUUCUCUGGUGGCAGCGACGGCGCAGCUGGUUGAAAGUGGCGGUGACAUCAGUUGCCAUGUGAUGGGGUGAAGAUGAACGAGUCAUAUGAAGUGAACUCUAGAGGCGUGGAAAUUUUCACAAAAAGUUGGCUUCCAAAAACCUGCCCCCCCAAAGCAAUUAUUUAUUACUGUCAUGGUUACGGAGAUACUUGCACAUUCUUGGCUGAAGGAAUUGCCAGGAAGUUAGUAUUUUCUGGAUAUGGAGUUUUUGCGAUGGAUUAUCCAGGAUUUGGUCUUUCAGAAGGUCUUCGUGGAUAUAUUCCAAGCUUUGAUAUCCUGGUUGAUGAUGUCAUUGAGCAGUACUCAAAAACCAAAG
Camellia sinensis is the source of this 1154-nucleotide messenger RNA. RefSeq lists its product as uncharacterized. NCBI's taxonomy places the organism in Eukaryota, Viridiplantae, Streptophyta, Magnoliopsida, Ericales, Theaceae. The record is from RefSeq and is a predicted model, not a curated record.